UAUUGAUUAUCAAGGCAGUAGCGUUAAAAAUUAACUCAUUACAUACGAAAACCUUAUUAUGUUAUAUUUUAGUUUUGUUAUGUUAUUUAAUUAAUAAAGUUGAGAAAAAAUAAUUCAAACUAUUUUAAUGCGUUUAAAAACCCGCCCGCCUCGAUUCCUCGAUCCAACGAACCCUGGAGGAGGAGCUUGUAGGAUUUUCAAACAACAUAACAACCAAUGGCAGUUUAAACGGAUCUGAUGCAAGAAGCAAGCGCAGAUCCAAGGGUGUCAGAGCCGACUCCAGAAGGCCUCAACAGAAGCCACCUAAACAUUGGGGUUCUAGAGGAGUUUGCCCAAAAUAUGACCGAGAACAUAAUCCAGUCCUUUACAAGCCAAAUGGAAAUGGUGGCGCCUGAGGUGGACUGCCAGGCGUCCAGAUUUGAUCAGAACCAGGAGACGUUCGCGGAAGAGUUAGCCUUAGCAGUGAUGGACGCUGCUCUGAGGGAAGUUUGUGGAGGUCACAACGUUGAGAAUCACGACGGUUCCAAGAGUACAAAGUCAGCUUUUAUAAAUGAAUCUGACAGUGAAAGAUCCACAGAUAUGGAUCCAGGCAAAGAAAUCCAGAUGUCCAAAGAAACCCAGCCCUUUUACCCUACGCUGUCCCAGUCAGGGCUCCUCAUCAUGGGAUCCCUUGACUACCCCGACGCCCCUCCAACCACGCCUCUCCUCCCUCAGCUUGAGAGGAGCAGACACAGUUUCGCAAGGAAGCUAAAAGGAGGCUUGGCGAAGGUUUUCUUGCCGUCACCUCCUCCGCCAACCCCAAAGGACAAAGAGGAGGACAGGGACAGAGCUGCCAAUGACUCCCAGGUGGAGUUAAUGGAGCAUCUGAUGCACUCAUUGUCCACAGAUGAUUUGGCCAAAGACUCUUUUGAAGUAGGACCGCACCAUGGAGCCAAGCUGGAGGCGUUUGCGGAGGCUCUUUCAUGUGACAUUAUUGGCUGGGUCUUGAGUGAUAAAAACAGAGAGCAGAUAGCCGAUAGCGAUCUUCAUCUACUCGCCCACCAACUGGCUGAAACCAUCAUCUCCUCCUUCCUUGAUGAAGCUAAAAUGCUUGUCUAGUAUUGGUAUCUUAAAUGUGGUUAAUGAGAUCAUAUUUGUGAUUACUGGUGUGUAGACACAAACACACACACACACACACACACACACACACACACACACGCGUUACCUCCAGGGUGACUACCACUGCAUUUUUAUUAAAGGAACAUACCAAUGUAUUGGGACUUUAGCUUAUUCACCGUAGCCCCCAGAGACUAGUUGAUAAACACCAUUGUCAUCUCUGUGCGUGCUGUAACUAGCCUAGCAAAGUUCCCGCAGGUAACUGGUUCCAACUAGCUACUGCUCCAAAUAAGUGACAAAAUACCGCCACCAUAGCACUGGCAAGAAAACUAAUGGUUUUGAAAGAGAGAUUUCACUGCAAUAAACAUAAAUGUCCUGUAGAUGGCAUCACAAGAGCAAUGCUCCUGAGUGUCUUCAGCAUGAGCAUGAGGUCAGUGAGGUCAAAUGUGUGCCUGCUCUACCAACUGAGCUAACCGGACAAUCGAUUUUGUUUUGAAAUGAUGAAAGAAUAAAGACUUUGUUUUGAAUAUUACAAAUGUAAUU
Etheostoma cragini (Arkansas darter) is the source of this 1638-nucleotide messenger RNA. RefSeq lists its product as uncharacterized. The record is from RefSeq and is a predicted model, not a curated record. The transcript is spliced from 2 exons. The coding region runs from base 238 to 1098 and encodes 286 amino acids. NCBI's taxonomy places the organism in Eukaryota, Metazoa, Chordata, Actinopteri, Perciformes, Percidae.